This is a messenger RNA of Arabidopsis arenosa, 845 nucleotides long. The record is from the annotation of a GenBank genome assembly. NCBI's taxonomy places the organism in Eukaryota, Viridiplantae, Streptophyta, Magnoliopsida, Brassicales, Brassicaceae.
CCUCUCAACAAGAAGAAGAAUCAAUACUCAAAUCUCUAUCAUCUCUCUUUAUCUUUAUCUUCUCCGAUAUGAAGCUCGCCGCUAGCCUCAACCGCCUCAGCCCCAAACGUCUCUUCCGUUCCAAAUCAAAAGCUUCCGUCUCCAGAUCUGAGCCUUCUUCCUUCAGCUCCAAUGCUUCUUCCUCUUCCUCUGAUGGAUCGUACGGUAACCUCAAACAAGGUCCAACCGCGACUCCGAUCAGUGUUCUCCCUCAAAACUCCGGUGAUUUUUACACUGAGCUUAUUCAAGCGUUUAAAUUGAUCGAUCGUGAUGAUGACGGUGUUGUUUCCAGAGGAGAUCUCGCUGCGUUGAUUAGCAGGUUAAGUCCUGAACCACCGAGUCAAGAAGAGGUGAGUUUGAUGCUAAGAGAAGUAGACGGCGGAGACGGUGGUUGUAUCAGCCUUGAAGAGCUUGCUAGCCGCGUCGCUGGUACUUCCGGUGAAGGAUCUGUUGAGACGGAGGAGCUGAGAGAGGUGUUCGAGAUUUUUGACGUGGAUCGUAACGGGAAAAUAUCGGCGGAGGAGUUACACAGAAUUUUUGGAGUGAUCGGAGAUGACCGGUGCACGUUAGAAGAGUGUAUGCGUAUGAUAGCGACGGUUGAUGGAAACGGUGACGGUUUUGUUUGCUUCGAAGACUUUUGCCGCAUGAUGGCUCCAGCGAUGAAUGAUCAUCAUCAUUAGAAUCAUGUUUGAUUGAUGAUUGUGACAUCACUAUGCUCUCUGUCUUUUUUUUUUUCUAUUGAAAAAUUAUUUAUUUUACUGUUUUUGCGGUGGUUAUUGUGACGGCAAGCACUUAAAUUGUUCACC